CGCCGUUAGAAAAAAAUUUCAAGUCCUCAAGUAUUCCGCCCGAUCAAAUCAACCAACCAAAUCACGAAUUCUUCAGCGCCAAAUCGAGUGAACACCUUUUUUCCUUUGAGUUGCAGAUUUCAACUUUUCAAGAUGCCCUCAGAUGACAUUCAUCUGACCUCAAAAGCGUCCCACAUUGACGAGGCAUCGGAAAGUUCGUUUGCUGGAGAACUGAGCGAUGAGAAGGCCAACUGGGCUCCCGCCGAUAACCGCGCUUCCGUCAUGAACGCGAUCUAUAGUGACCAAAACUACCUUUCCAGCGCGUCCUACUUACUCGGUGCAAAUCAACGGCCUGAUUCAGCAGCAAGCUCGUAUCCUUCCUUCCGGGGCAGUCAAAUCGACCCGGGGAAAGCCAGUCGACGAUCCUACAUGGAAGAUUAUCAAGACUUCGAUGCAGAGCUGGAGGACGAGCUGCAUAAUGACGAUGGAGAUGAUGACGAGGAUAACCUGACUGGCUCACCCAAAAAGUCCAAGCUCGCAUGUGGCAACUUGUUUCCGAUGAGAGGGAUUCUGAACAUGGGCGCAGUGAUGUUGCUAGCAUUAGCCCUAGUGACUAUCUUUGGUAUCCUUCCGAUUCUCACUUACUAUGGCGCUCACCGUGCAACCAAACAACUUGCCGUCAACAGUGGCGGAUUUAACUUGGGAGGAAUCAAUGCCUCAGGCCAAGUGCCUCUGAUACACAAUCUUGCUGGUGUCAUAGACCCCGCAACUCCCCAGAGCGUUAUGUCCCGGAAAGGAUUCGAUGGAACACAAUACAACUUGGUUUUUUCUGAUGAGUUCAAUACCGAUGGUCGCACUUUCUGGCCGGGGGAUGAUCCUUACUGGGAAGCUGUUGACCUGCACUAUUGGGCUACUGGUAACUUGGAGUGGUUUGACCCCGACGCCAUCACCACAAACAACGGGAACCUGAAUAUCACCAUCACCAAAGAACUGAUACACGAUCUGAAUUACCGCUCCGGAAUGCUGCAAUCGUGGAACAAAUUCUGCUUUACUGGGGGGUACAUUGAAGUUUCGAUCAGUUUGCCUGGAUCUCCCCGGAUUUCCGGCUUCUGGCCAGGGGCUUGGACGAUGGGAAACCUUGGAAGAGCUGGAUAUGGAGCAACAACAGAUGGGACUUGGCCCUACUCCUAUAAUUCUUGUGAUCUUGGCACUUUGAAGAACCAAACCAACGUAGCCGGAACAGGGCCAGCAGCCGCUUUACGUGCACCGGGUGGAGGGCCCUUAUCCUACCUCCCUGGUCAAAAGCUGUCUUCUUGUACUUGCCCAGGGGGCGAACAUCCUGGCCCUAACGUGAAAACGGGCAGGGGAUCUCCUGAGAUCGAUAUCAUCGAAGCCCAAGUCACGUCACCCGGUACCGGCGGGAAUAUUGGACAGGCCUCACAAUCCGUUCAAUUUGCUCCUUUCGAUGAUGGAUACAAUUGGCAAGAGGAUGGCGCAAGAGUCUACAAUCCCCGAGUUUCCAAUAUCAACGCCUACAAGGGUGGAAUCUAUCAAGAAGCUGUAUCGGUUGUGUCGACCACUGAUCAAACUGCCUAUGAAGCUACUGGCGGUAACUUCCAAAUAUUUGGAUUCGAAUACACGACUGGUCCUAAAGGCUCAAUCACUUGGUCAGCUGGAGAUACUGCGACGUGGACUAUGUCUUCCUCUGCCGUUGGACCCAACCCAAACGUUCAAAUUUCCCAGCGAGUUGUCAGCGAGGAACCGAUGUAUAUCAUCUUGAACCUGGCUAUCUCUGAGGCUUUCGAGACGGUCGAUGCUGCUCAUCUGCCAACUCCUGCUCGGAUGCUGGUGGACUACGUGCGGGUGUACCAGAGGAAGGGGCAAGAGAAUAUCGGCUGUUCACCAAAGAAUUUCCCAACUGAAAGUUACAUCAACAAGCACAUCAAUGCUUACACCAAUCCGAACCUGACUACUUGGGAUCAAGCCGGCUACACAUUUCCGAAGAAUUCACUUACCGGUUGCUAA
Messenger RNA from Puccinia graminis f. sp. tritici CRL 75-36-700-3, 2004 nucleotides. RefSeq lists its product as uncharacterized. Gene Ontology annotation, molecular function: glucosidase activity. Lineage: Eukaryota; Fungi; Basidiomycota; Pucciniomycetes; Pucciniales; Pucciniaceae. The coding region runs from base 133 to 2004 and encodes 623 amino acids. The transcript has 10 exons. Gene Ontology annotation, biological process: fungal-type cell wall organization; (1->6)-beta-D-glucan biosynthetic process. Gene Ontology annotation, cellular component: plasma membrane; endoplasmic reticulum membrane. The record is from RefSeq and is a predicted model, not a curated record.